Messenger RNA from Rhineura floridana, 969 nucleotides. RefSeq names its product caudal type homeobox 1 (gene CDX1). Gene Ontology annotation, biological process: regulation of transcription by RNA polymerase II; anterior/posterior axis specification; embryo development. Lineage: Eukaryota; Metazoa; Chordata; Lepidosauria; Squamata; Rhineuridae. Gene Ontology annotation, cellular component: nucleus. The record is from RefSeq and is a predicted model, not a curated record. Bases 1 to 783 code for a protein of 260 amino acids. Gene Ontology annotation, molecular function: DNA-binding transcription factor activity, RNA polymerase II-specific; RNA polymerase II transcription regulatory region sequence-specific DNA binding. The transcript has 4 exons.
AUGUAUGUGGGCUAUCUGUUGGAUAAGGAAACCAACAUGUACCCUAACUCAGUCAGGCAUCCUAGCCUGAACCUCAGCCCUCAGAAUUAUGUGCCUGUGCCCCCUCAAUACUCGGAUUUUGCCAGCUACCACCACGUGCCAGGGAUUAACAGCGACCCUCAUCAUGGACAACCCGCGGGCGCCUGGGGCUCUCCAUACACUCCCACCAAAGAGGACUGGCACUCUUAUGGCGCAGGAGCCCCUUCCUCUGUCGCUAACCCGGGGCAGCUAGGAUACAGCCCCCCUGAUUUCAAUACAAUACAGCCACCAGGCUCUGGACAGCUGCCUCCGCCCAUGAGCGGCUCACUACCCCAGCUCUCGCCAAAUGCGCAAAGGCGCACACCUUAUGAAUGGAUGAGACGCAACGUUCCCACCAGCAGCAACAGCGACAACGGCAAGACCAGAACAAAAGACAAGUAUCGGGUUGUGUAUACAGACCAUCAGCGCUUGGAACUAGAGAAGGAAUUUCACUACAGCCGCUACAUCACCAUCCGGCGGAAAGCAGAACUAGCAGCAACACUAGGACUCACUGAGCGGCAGGUGAAAAUCUGGUUCCAGAAUAGGAGAGCAAAGGAGAGGAAAGUGAACAAGAAGAAGAUGCAGCAGCAGACACAGCCUGCCAGUACAACCACACCCACUCCUCCAGCAGUUGGUACCCCUGGUUCAAUUGGAGGCAUCUGCAGCAGUACCACCAACCUGGUUUCCUCUUCACCAAUGACUAUCAAAGAAGAAUUUAUGCCUUAAGUCCAGCCCUUCCAUUUGAUCUGCAUAUAAACUUACACAGAAAUAUAUGGAUUAACCAUGAGAAUCAAACUAGCUGGCAGGCUUUAGAAAACUUACACAGAGGCAACGCUAUCACUGCUGAACCAAUGAAGCUAUUUCCUCGUAUCCCAGUGGAUUAUUUAUAUGAUACCACUGGGGAGAAAAUCA